AUGGCGGACACCACCAGCACGAGCAGCAGCAGCACCUCUGCUCGCGUCGUCGACUCAGACCGCGUCUGGACAACGCUCAUCACGAACCUCGACUACCUCCCCGGCCUCCUCACCCUCGCCCACUCCCUCGUCCGCGUCCGCUCCGCCUACCCGCUCGUCGCCCUCUACACCGACUCGCUGCCCGCCGCGGGCCUCGCCGCCCUGAAGGCCCGCCACAUCCCCGCCCGCCGCAUCCCCUACCUGCUGCCCGCCGCCUCAAAGGACUACUCCAACGACCCGCGCUUCUACGACUGCUGGAGCAAGCUCGCUCCCUUUUCCCUCACAGAGUAUGCCCGCGUCGUCCAGCUCGACUCGGACAUGCUGGUCCUGCGCAACAUGGACGAGCUCAUGGCCCUGCCCCUCGACGACCCCGCUCUGAGCGAGACGGGCGAUGCCUCGACUAGUCGGCGCGUCUUUGCCGCCGGGCACGCCUGCGUCUGCAACCCGCUCAAGAAGCCGCAUUAUCCCGCAGAUUGGGUCCCCGAAAACUGCGCCUUCACCUCGCAGCACGCCCGCCCCGACGACGCUCACGCCGUCGCCCCGGACCCGGCCGUUGCGCCCCUCGGCUUCAUGAACGGCGGCCUGCAGAUCGUCAACCCUUCCGCCGUCCUCUACCGCCAGAUCCUCGCCCACAUGGAGGCUGACGCUGCCAACAUGGACUUUGCCGAUCAGUCCCUUCUCUCCGACCUCUACCGCGGCCGCUGGGUGCCCCUGCCCUACGUCUACAACGCCCUCAAGACUCUGCGCUGGCCCGGCGUCCAUGACGCAAUCUGGCGCGACGAGCACGUCAAAAACCUGCACUACAUCCUGAGCCCCAAGCCCUGGGACGAGCUCGACGACCAGGGCCAGUGGACCGGCACCGACCCUACGCACCAAUGGUGGGUAGACAUGAACCGCGACAGGAAAAAAGCAGAGCGGGACCGAGGCAUUCCCGACGAUGGCUUCUAG
Hirsutella rhossiliensis is the source of this 987-nucleotide messenger RNA. Its product is annotated as glycosyl transferase family 8 domain-containing protein. The record is from RefSeq and is a predicted model, not a curated record. Gene Ontology annotation, molecular function: glycosyltransferase activity. The transcript has 2 exons. Bases 1 to 987 code for a protein of 328 amino acids. Lineage: Eukaryota; Fungi; Ascomycota; Sordariomycetes; Hypocreales; Ophiocordycipitaceae.